This is a messenger RNA of Paramecium tetraurelia, 2844 nucleotides long. RefSeq lists its product as uncharacterized. The transcript is spliced from 15 exons. The record is from RefSeq and is a predicted model, not a curated record. NCBI's taxonomy places the organism in Eukaryota, Ciliophora, Oligohymenophorea, Peniculida, Parameciidae.
AUGGGAAAUUUCAAAGGCCUCAAAAAGCUUGGAAGGUGGGAAGUGCUUAUUUAGGGUUAAAAAGGUUAUAAAGAAAGGUAAAAUUUGAGGAAUACAAUUUUAAUUAGUGGAGGAGGAUUCUAUGACAACUCAGGGGGUGAAAUAAAGAUUGGCGAAUGGAUUGAAUAUAUGUAUGAGAGUGGAAAUGGAUAACCAAAAAAUAAGCUACUCCGUUAUUAAGGUGAAUAUCGUAAUGGUAAAAAAUUUGGAAGGUGGGAAUGCACUUGCGAAGGAACUAAUGCAAAGGGUGGCGGAUUCUAUGAUUAAAAUGGAGAUAAGAUUGGCAAAUGGAAAGAAAUUAUUAGCGAUAAAGAAAUUAUUUUUUAUGGUGAAUAUUAUCAAGGUAAACGAGUUGGUCAAUGGAAAAUAAUUUCUUAGGCGGAUCAUGAAUAAGAAAACAAGGAAUUCAUAAUUGGUGGUGGAACUUACGAUUAGACAGGGCGUAAAACUGGAAAAUGGACCUUGUGUAAUUCAUUCAAGAGCAUUUAGAAGCAGGAGAAUAUGAAAAUGACAUAUAAGUUGGUGUUUGGACUAUUGUUCAUUCAUUAUAUUAAAAUGAAACCGAUAUCUAUUUUGUUUGUGGCUUGGGUUAUUAUGAUAAAGGAUUAAAAAAUGGUAAAUGGAUAGAAUUAAGUGAUUUGGACAUUAGUUCAUAUAGAAUAAGUUAUCAGGGUGUUUAUCAAAAAGGUUGUAAGGUUGGAUCUGGAGCAAUUUAGCUUGAUUGGUGGAGGAUCCUAUGAUACAAAGGGAGAGGGAGUUAAGUCUGGGGUAUGGAUUGAGCUGAUUAAGAAGGAUUAUAAUGAUGAUAUACUAUACUUUGGAUAAUAUUAAAAAGAUAAAAAAGUUGGCAAAUGGAGGUUAUUUAUAUAUUCAAAACAAAAUCAUGAAGAUGAUAUUUAUAAAGAUGUAGUACAGUUUACUACUGGCUUUUCCAAUGAUCAUUAACAAAUUGGUCAUGAUAAUGAUGCAAAUAGAGGCUUGGUUUAGAAUUUCGAAUAGUAAAGAAUAACAUUAAUGUUAAAAUUUAUUCAUAAUUUAUUUAGUGGUGGAGGAUCUUAUGAUACAGAAUGUGAAGGGCUUAAAACUGGAGGAUGGUUUGAGCUGAUUGAUGUGGAUUCUAAGAAUGGCGAGAUACUAUACUAUGGAUAAUAUUAAAAAGAUAAAAAAGUUGGCAAAUGGUAAUUUUUUUAAUAUGGGUCUUGGUGUCGAAAUAAUGCGCCAUUUCGAAAUUUGUUGCAGUUUAUUACUGGCUUAACUGAUGAUCGUUAAGACAUUGGUCAGGAUAAUUAUGCAUAUGAGAGCGGUGUAUAGGAUUUGAAAAAAUUAAUAAUGUUACCUUUUAUUCAUAAAUUAUUUAGUGGUGGAGGAUCAUAUGAUAGUGAUGGAAGUGGUAUGAAGAUUGGUCAAUGGAUAGAGCGGAAAGAUGAAUGUCAUAUAUAUUGUGGUGAGUAUAAAGAUAACAAAAAAAUUGGCUUAUGGAAAGAAUUAAAUUAGUAAAAGAGGAUUAAGUCUUGUAUGAAUUAUGAUGAUGAAGGAAAUGAGAUUUAUAGAAGCGGAUUUCCUUAAAAAAUUCUGAGGAUUGGAGAGUUCAAAGGGAAGAAAAAGAUUGGGAGAUGGAGUAUACUUACUACUGAAACAUCCGCUAACUAAGACGAAAUCGGAGGAGGAUCAUAUGAUAGUGAUGGAAGUGGUAUGAAGAUUGGCAAAUGGAUAGAGUUGAAAGAUGAAUAUAAUAUAUAUUGUGGUGAGUAUAAAGAUAACAAAAAAAUUGGCUUAUGGAAAGAAUUAAAUUAGUAAAAGAGGAUUAAGUCUUGUAUGAAUUAUGAUGAUGAAGGAAAUGAGAUUUAUAGAAGCGGAUUUCCUUAAAAAAUUCUGAGGAUUGGAGAAUUUAGAGGCGACAAAAAAGUUGGGAGGUGGGAAAUUUUAUUGCAAAAAUAAAUUUCUAAAUGUGAUAGUAGUAUUAUUAGUGGUGGUGGAACUUAUGAUGAAGAAGGUUAUGGAAUGAAGAUUGGAAGAUGGAUAGAUUUUAGUGAUGGAAUAACAACUUUCAUAGUUGAAGAUGGGGAAUACAAAGCCAAUAAAAAAGUUGGGUUAUGGAAAAAAUAUCUCCUGACCUCCGAAGAUGCUGACGAAUAAAUGUUAGUUGGAUGCUCUAAUUAUGAUGAUCAAGGAAUAGAAAUAUAUAAAAGUCAAAUGCCCUCAAAAUUAAUAUUUAUAGGAGAAGUGAGAUGUUGUAAAAAAGUGGGCGAAUGGAAAAUUUUGAGAUGGGUUGAGGAUUUUAAUACAAAGAAGAAAUCUUAUAUUUAAAUUGGUGGUGGAUAUUAUAAUGAAGGGAUUAAGAUUGGUAAAUGGGAAGAGGUGAUAAAUUACACAUAAAAUAUUGAUUGGUUACUUAGGCUCGCUGGAGAAUAUUCAAAUGGUAAAAAAGUUGGCAGAUGGGAUAUUUUUAGAUUUAAAAAUUUUUUAGAGGUGGUUUUUAUGAUGAUGAUGGAAUUAAAAUUGGAAACUGGAUCGAGCACAUUAAUUCUUAUCAUUUUUUUCAAGGUGGAUAUGAAAAAGGAAAAAAAUUUGGUAGAUGGGACCUUCUCAAUUACCAUCAUGAUAUAAUUGUAGGUGGAUUAUAUUAUGGAAGUUUGGAUAUUAAGUAGGGCUAAUGGAUUGAAAUAAAAGAUCAUGAAGGAGGAAGCCUCUUCUAUUGUGGAGAGUAUUAAUUAGGGAAGAAAAUUGGAAGAUGGAAUAUUACUUGGGGCCUGGAUUUAAAUAAACCAACUAUUAUAGGAGGAGGAGAAUAUUCUGAUGGAGUGA